This is a messenger RNA of Effrenium voratum, 198 nucleotides long. NCBI's taxonomy places the organism in Eukaryota, Dinophyceae, Suessiales, Symbiodiniaceae. The record is from the annotation of a GenBank genome assembly.
AUGGGUGCUCUGCUUAUCCGCGUCGCUUCAAACGAGAGGUACACGGCGACGGGCGUCACAGCAGAGGGCUACCUCACCUUUACAGUGGACCCCAUCCAGGCCUUGGAGGUGCUAACGCUCUGCGUUUGUGUGCCGCCGCCGGGAGGCAGCCUUUGCAGCGUUAAGGCGGCCAGUGGUAUGGCCCCUUUUUGGCGCUAG